This is a messenger RNA of Trypanosoma cruzi, 1296 nucleotides long. RefSeq lists its product as uncharacterized. Lineage: Eukaryota; Euglenozoa; Kinetoplastea; Trypanosomatida; Trypanosomatidae. The record is from RefSeq and is a predicted model, not a curated record. Bases 1 to 1296 code for a protein of 431 amino acids. The transcript has a single exon.
AUGACUGUUGUGCAGGAAGCCAUUCGCGUGACGAGUGCGACGCCCCAGCCGUAUGGCGCGGCCGCUGAUGUUCUUGCGAUGAAGACUCUUUCGCCGCACGACAAGGUUCGGCGGUAUAUGGAGGAGCAGGAGUCUCGGCAUGUGCCUCCCACUGACGCGACGCCAGAAGUGGCAUCAUCGGAGGGCGAGCACGAUGCCGCGCUUCUGGGCCAACAUGAGGAUGUUUCCCCAUCCCCAAAUCAUAAAAUUGUGCCCCUCACAGGUGAACCGGGGCCGGACGCCAGAGAGAGAGUCCCUGAUCGCCAAAAGGAGAAGAAGAAGCAGAAGAAGCAGCAGGCGCCCCGUAAGAGAAAACAACGAAGUGAAUCUGCAGGACGCGAGGCUGAUGAUCCCUUGCUUCUCUUCCGCCGUUCACAGAAGGCGCUACGGACUGAGGCACGCCAUGUCAAUAUGAAGGAGGUCCUUUCUCGCUCGCUCUCGGGCUUAUUUGACGGGCCGGGCGAGGCGAGCAAUCCAUUUUCUCCAGCAGCUGGGUCGCAAUCGUCUUCUGCAUGGAGCCCUUUGGUCGCCAACAGCAUCACCAGUCAAUUCCUCUCAAAUGUGCAACAGCGGAAGAAACAGACCUUCGAGCGCCUCCUGCAGAAGGAAAUUGCGAACUCCCAGCUUUCCACCUCCCGUCUUACCCCAGAUGACGGGGAAUCCGAUGAUCGUAUGCCAGAACUUGUCAUUGGAGACGAAACAGCCGUUAUGGAACCGCCAUCCAUGGGGCAUGAUGCUCUCCUCAUGGAUGCUGGCACAACUUCAUCCCAGGCAGAUACACUUCUGAUGGGCAAUACCACGUCCCGAGGAUUUGUUGAACUUGACGAGGAGGCGGAGCAGGCACAAUCAGAGGCGCUAAUGCGCAAGCACGAACUCUGGCGUCUGCGACAGAAACACCUGCGGGAGCGACUUCGUGCGGAAGAGAGUGUCCCUCAACUGAAGCGAGGAGACCACCAGGCAUCACUGCGUGGGCAACCCCAAACGACUGUUCCGAUGAACUUCGUCACCCAGUCCACCUCCUCGCUCUCUACAGCGCGCGGUACUACGGCGGAUGUUGAUGGACCCACGGAAACUCUCGUGUUGGCGCAUUGUAGCAUCAUUCAACAGUCACAGAGCCUUGCGCUUGGACUCUCUGCCGAUCAUAUUGAGAUGAUUCGCCGUGCAAACAAUUUUGACAACACUUCAAGUCAGCGGUUGGUCGUUUUUGAAACGAAAAGCAGAAAGAAGAGAGAGGGACUUGCCCAUUUACAACAAUGA